AUGUCAGGCAUGAUUGCCGCGGUGUUUGGAAGUCCGUUCUUUCUUGUCAAGGCCCGGCUUCAGGGCCAAAGCGUCUGCAACAGCCAUGCUAAGUUCCAGCUCCAUUCGACCUUUCAUUACUCGUCCAUGAUGGAAGGUUUCCGCCAGAUCUGGCGCACCGAGGGCCUCGCUGGUCUGUGGCGAGGCACCCACAGUCAAAUGGCUCGUUUAGCUAUCGGGACGGCCGCUCAAUUGUCGACGUAUACCUCGUCUAAGCUUGUCGUGCAAACGUGGUUGCAGUCGCCAGACGGAGUGUGGGUCCACAUGGGUGCUGCUGCUGUGAGCGGUGUCGCUGUAACGACAUGCAUGCAUCCAUUCGAUGCCGUCGCCACACGCCUGUCGAGCCAGCCCGUCGUAGCCGGUCAAGGCCAGCUGUACAACGGCGUGAUCGACUGCAUACGGAAGACAUGGAUGAUGGAAGGGCUCCGGGGGCUCUUCAAAGGGUGGACCGCUCACCAUCUUCGCGUCGGUCCGCACACGAUGUUUACGUUUCUACUGUGGGAGCUCAUGCAGCGCCUUGCUACCGAGUACGCAGGCGCUUGAUCCACGCGCAACGUAUUCAGUCGUAGUCGCCGCAGCUUGCGUGCGGUCGCGCCAUGAGGAUGCCGCAUCAUGUCGACAAACUCUUUUUUGACACUGGGCGCCA
Aphanomyces invadans is the source of this 685-nucleotide messenger RNA. RefSeq lists its product as hypothetical. The record is from RefSeq and is a predicted model, not a curated record. The transcript has 6 exons. The coding region runs from base 1 to 582 and encodes 193 amino acids. Lineage: Eukaryota; Oomycota; Saprolegniomycetes; Saprolegniales; Verrucalvaceae.